CGCACGGCUCUGGCGGACGACGGAAAUUGGACUGAAAAUGCAUCGCGUUUGAAUCGAAGUGAGUGCGCGCGUGUGGUGAAUUUCCGGCGGUGAAGAGAGUCCGGAAGAGAGCCGACGAGGGUCCGACGGUGUCCCUAGAAGAGCUCCUCCAAACACAGUUCGGUGCGAGGCGCAGUCAAGUCGAGUCCUUGCUGACAGUCGGUUGUCCUGGCGGGAGUGCAUUCAUAUAUCGAGCGUGUGGCACAGUGCGCCGGCCAUGCAGUCCCUCAAAACAUAACAAAACACCAUAAAAUCAUCACCGAAAAUCACCCAAUCACCAGAGUGAAAAAAUCAAAAUAGAAAAAGAAAAGAAAGAUUCAAAUGUGCCAAAGAAAAAUUAUAAAAUACAAAAAAAGAGAGAAAUAUCAAGUGUCUGAAAUGUAAAACCGCUCAAGAGUGAAAGCCAAAUUAAAUCAAAAUUUUUUACAAGUCACUGCCCAUACACGCAUAUUCCUGAAAAAAAAGCUCACAGCGAGAGAAGAAAAACGCAUAAGUAAUACCACGACCAAAUUCAAAUCAAAAUCGGAAUCAAAACAGAAGCCGGAAAACAUGUGGAUUAGUAGCCGCCUUUUCGUGAUUUUCCUGCUCCUUCAUAUCGAUACCACCUGCAGUGAACCUUUCGAGGCGCACCUACGCGGUCCCGGCUUCGUGAUGGAGCCCCCGGGCCGCGUUGAGUUCUCCAACUCAUCGGGCGGCUGGCUGGAUUGCUCAGCCUCCGGGAGUCCACAGCCGACGAUCGAUUGGGUGCAUGCAGAUGGAACGGCGGUGACUGAAAUACAUGGAGUGCGGAGGGUACUGCGUAACGGUACGCUCGUCCUGAUGCCCUUUGCGGCGGCCGCCUAUCACCAGGAGGUGCACAACACCAUAUACCGGUGCAUUGCCAGCAAUUCGGUGGGCCGCAUCGUCUCCCGGGACGUGCAAGUCCGUGCUGUCGUGGCCCAGGCCUACAAAGUGGAUGUGGAGGUGCUAUCAGCGUCGCGCGGCUGCACCGCCAUCCUGCGCUGCGUGGUGCCCACGUUCGUCAAGGAAUUGGUACGAGUGGUCUCCUGGGUUCAUGAACCCGCUAUCUACAUCUAUCCCUCGCUGCAAGGCGACGGCAAAUUCCAUUUGCUGCCCACCGGCGAGCUGCUCAUCCACAAUCUGCAGGAGAGCGAUGAGUCGCAGUCCUUCCGCUGCCGCAGCAUGCACCGUCUCACCCGCCAGGUGGUCGUCAGCUCACCCACUCGGCUGCGUAUUAAUUCGCAUCGCGGCAUCAUUUCGCCGAGCGUGGUGGAGCACACGGCUCAUGUGCAGGUGUCACAGGAUGAGGGCGCGGUGCUGCUGUGCGUUGCCCAGGGCUGUCCUUCGCCCGAAUACAGCUGGUACACCCACAACGGAGCCGGUCCCAUUCCCGUGCUGAGUGGACCUCGUGUGCGACUCCUUGGCCCCAUCCUGGCGAUUGAGGCCGUGACCGGUGAGGAUUCCGGCGUCUACAAGUGCACCGCCGGCAAUGUGGGUGGCGAGGCCAGUGCCGAGCUCCGUCUAACGGUGGCCACGCCCAUCCAGGUGGAAAUCUCGCCCAACGUGCUCAGCGUCCAUAUGGGCGGCACAGCGGAGUUCCGCUGCCUGGUGACCAGCAAUGGCAGUCCGGUGGGCAUGCAGAAUAUUCUGUGGUACAAGGAUGGACGCCAACUGCCCUCAUCGAACCGCGUCGAGGACACGCUGGUGGUGCCCCGGGUGGGUCGCGAGAACCGCGGCAUGUAUCAGUGCGUGGUUCGGCGUCCUGAGGGUGACACGUUCCAGGCCACCGCAGAGUUGCAAUUGGGAGAUGCCCCGCCAGCCCUGCUGUACAGCUUCAUCGAGCAGACCCUGCAGCCGGGCCCAGCUGUGAGCCUCAAGUGCUCUGCUGCCGGCAAUCCUACGCCGCAAAUUUCAUGGACACUGGACGGAUUUCCGCUGCCAUCAAACGGAAGAUUUAUGAUCGGACAAUACAUCACAGUGCAUGGCGAUGUAAUUAGUCAUGUUAACAUAAGCCACGUCAUGGUCGAGGAUGGCGGCGAGUACGCCUGCAACGCCGAAAAUCGGGCAGGACGAGUGCAGCAUGCGGCCCGCUUGAAUAUUUAUGGUCUUCCGUAUAUUCGACUGAUACCGAAGGUGACCGCCGUCUCCGGCGAGCAACUGAAUCUGAAGUGCCCUGUGGCCGGCUAUCCCAUCGAGGAGAUCCACUGGGAGCGCGGCGGGCGGGAGCUGCCGGAUGACAUACGGCAACGGGUCCAGCCGGACGGCUCGCUGACCAUCAGUCCGGUGCAGAAAGCCUCCGACUCUGGCGUUUACACGUGCUGGGCGAGGAACAAGCAGGGUCACAGCGCCCGGCGGAGUGGCGAGGUGACGGUCAUAGUGCCGCCGAAGCUCAGUCCCUUCCAAACGAACAUCCUGCAGCUGAACAUGGGCGAUCGGGCCUCCCUCACCUGCUCGGUGGUGAAGGGUGACCAGCCGCUGACCAUCGUUUGGCGAAAGGAUAACCGGCCCAUCGACCAGACGCAGCACAUGUCCGUGAAGCUGGUGGACCAGUACAACAGCAUCCUGGUGAUCGAGAACCUGGGCAGCGACCACACCGGCAACUACUCCUGUGUGGUGCGCAACUCCGCCGCCGAGGUGGAGAACUCGCAGGCCCUUCUGGUCAAUGUGCCGCCCCGCUGGAUCGUUGAACCUGUGGACGCGAAUGUGGAGCGAAAUCGCCACAUAAUGCUGCACUGCCAGGCCCAAGGUGUUCCCACGCCCAGCAUAGUGUGGAAGAAGGCCACAGGCAGUAAAUCUGGAGAAUACGAGGAGGUCCGGGAGCGUCCCUUCACCAAACUCCUGGGCAAUGGCUCCUUGUUGCUGCAACACGUUAAGGAGGAUCGCGAGGGCUUCUACCUGUGUCAGGCCAACAAUGGCAUCGGCACCGGCAUCGGAAAGGUCAUCCAGCUGAAAGUGAACUCCUCGCCGUACUUCUCCUCCACUUCCCGGUCGGUGAUGGUGAAAAAGGGUGACACAGCCCUGCUCCAGUGUGCCGUAAGUGGCGACAAGCCGAUAAACAUCGUGUGGAUGCGCUCGGGCAAGAACACCCUGAACCCGUCGACCAAUUACAAGAUCUCAGUCAAGCAGGAGGCCACGCCGGACGGAGUCUCUGCGGAGCUGCAGAUCCGCACGGUGGAUGCCACCGACAGUGGUCCAUACUUCUGCCGGGCAAGCAAUCUCUAUGGCAACGACCAGCAGCUGGUGCAGCUUCAAGUCCAGGAGCCGCCGCUGCCUCCGAGUGUCCUGGAGGCGGCCAUGAUAAGCAGCCGGUCGGUGAAUCUCAAGUGGCAGCCCAAGUCCCUGGGCACUGGCGAUGUGACCAAAUAUCUGGUGGAGUUUCGUGAGGCAGAUCCUCUUUUCGUAGAACAGUGGCAACAGAUCGAGGUCAAGGAUCCGCCCACCUUUAAUGCCAUGGUGGAGAACCUUAAGCCAGCCACUCGCUAUGCUUUCCGGGUAAUUGCAGAAGGCUCUGCCGGACGCAGUGCACCUAGCCAGGAGCUGGUUGUUCGCACUGAGCCCCAGAGACCGGCAGGACCACCGCUCAAUCUCUCGGCCAGGCCUUUGUCUUCCACGGAGCUGCUUAUCAGUUGGGUGGCUCCGCUGCCGGAACUGCGACAUGGCGAUAUCCAGGGUUAUAAUGUGGGCUACAAGCUGGCCAGUUCAGGCAAUACGGCGUAUAAUUUCACCUCCGUGUCGGGGGAUGGCGAUGGGGGUAAUGGUGAAUUGCUGCUCAGUGGAUUGGCCAAAUUUGCACGCUAUACCGUGGUGGUGCAGGCAUUCAACCAAGUGGGACCAGGACCUCUGUCGGAACCCACAGCGUCGCAGACUUUAGAAGAUGUUCCCAGUCGGCCACCAGAGGAUGUGCGUUGUGCCGCUCUCUCCUCCCAGUCCCUUCAGGUGUCCUGGCAACCUCCGCCAAUUUACCAUACAAAUGGCCUUCUCCAAGGCUAUAAAUUGAUAUUUGAGCCCAUCAUUGAUGACAUUCAGCCCAGCAAGGACGAGGUGGAGUCCCGUAAGACGACAGCUCUCACCAUGGUGCUGACAGGUCUGCGGAAGUACACCAACUACAGCAUCCAGGUGCUGGCCCACACUCGCAUGGGAGACGGAGUCCUCUCAAAACCCCUGUAUUGCCACAGCGAAGAGGAUGUUCCCGAAGCGCCGGCGGACAUUAAGGUGGUGUCCAGCUCAUCGCAGUCCCUGUACAUCUCCUGGCUGGCGCCGUCGGAACCCAACGGUGUAAUCACCAAGUACAGUCUUUACACUCGCGUGGUGAACGGUCGCGAGGAGCUGAACAACGAGAAGCGGAGCCUGCCAUCGCAACAGGCUUAUUACGAGGCGAAGGGCUUGCAUCCUCACAUGGAGUACCAGUUUUGGGUGACAGCCAGCACACGGGUGGGCGAGGGCAAGAGCUCUCGGGUGGCCUCGCAGAUCACUACCAACCGAGUGCCGGCGAGGAUUAUUUCCUUUGGUGGUCAGGUGGUGCGUCCCUUCCGGUCCACUGUCACCAUGCCCUGCACGGCGGUGGGCAAACCCAAGAGGGACUGGUUCAAGGGCGAUGAGGUUGUUCGUCAGGGAAGCCUCCACAACUCCCAGAUGCUGGACAGCGGCGAUCUGAUCAUAUCCAAUCUGGAACUAGAGGACAGCGGCAACUACAGCUGCCAAGUGGACAAUGGCAUUGGAACCGAUAGACUUACACACAUGCUCCUGGUUCAAGUGCCGCCCACAGCACCGACUCUCUACGUGACCAGCGCCACCUCGAGCAGCAUAUUGAUGCACUGGAAGUGUGGUUUUACGGGCAAUGCACCCAUCACUGGCUACACGCUCUUCUACAGGAGGACGAAUGGCAAUACGGAGGAAAUGCAACUUUCGCGGCAUGCUUCGAGCCAUGAGCUAAAGGGUUUGGUAUGCGGGAGCACCUACCAGGUUUAUAUGAGUGCCCAGAAUAAGGUGGGAACGUCGCCCUCGAGCACCAUGCUCCAUGUGCGCACUCAGGGUCAGUCUCCGGGUCAGCCUGCCUCUACAGCUCUGCUGGCUCCCAACUCCACUUCGCUUUUGGUGCGAUUGCACUCCUGGCCGGACAAUGGCUGCCCGCUAUUGUACUUUGUCCUGCAGUACCGAGCAAUCACCGAAGAUAAUGAUCAGGAUUGGGUUUUAGUAUCCAAUGCUCUGAAGCCACAGCGUCGCGUGGUGGUUAACAAUCUGCGACCUUCGACUCUGUACCACCUUCGCAUGGAAGCUCACAAUGUGGCUGGUGUGUCGCAGGCGGAGUUCUCCUUUGCCACUCUCACCAAGGAGGGUGAUCCUCCGCCAGCGGAUGUGGUGCAUCGUGGCCACCGAGGACCAACUGUGAUACUAGGAAACAUCAACCUGCUCAUCCCGAGCAUUGCAGCAUUCUCCGGAAUGAUCUGCACCAUUAUCAUGGUCAUCGUCUGCUAUCGUCACAUGCUAAAAAAUGCACAACAACCGAUUGCAGAGCAAAGUACACAUAUCCAAAAGGAAUCCUUGGAGAACAGGGCCAACUCGGAGGCUGCUCAGAGGGAGCGCUACUAUGCCACCAUUCACAAGGUGUCUAUGCAGAAUAAUGACAAGAUUCCAGAAACCUCCGAGGACAUCUCGCCGUAUGCCACCUUCCAGCUAUCGGAGGCUGGAGGCAAUAUGUCACAGCCACAUCAUGGCGGACCGGCCAAUACGCUGCUCCACUCGUUCAUGUACCACGAGCGGGCUUUGGCCGAGGGCUGCUCGUCGCCACCACCAGCCGCGUCCAAGAACCGGAGGCGUCACUCGCGAAAGACGGAACCGGAGAGCGAGGAAUCGGAGUCGGAUCAGGACCAGCUGACCUCCAGUCGCACCGAGUCUUCCAAUCAGCACGAGGGCAAGAUCAAGCACAGCAUCAUCUACCACGGAGCACAGUCCAGCACUUCCUCCGAUCUGUCACCAAUGUCCGAACAGAAAUCAUUGCCCCGCCGCGGUCGCUCCAGGGCCGGCAUCCUGCGCACACUGCAUCCGCUCCAGCUGCAGGCCGAGUGCGCCGCCGGCGGCGCCUUCCACCGCACGGAGGACGGAGGCGGUGGCGGCGGCAGUGGCAGCGGCCUAGGCGAGCGGAUCGAGCUGGCCGAGGUCGAGUGCGACGUGGACACGAUCAAGAAGCUGAAGCUCGGGCAGCGCUCUUCGCUCUGGUCGCGGCCCUCCUCCACCACCUCCCAGCUGCAGCAGCAGCAACAGCAGCAGCUGGAUCAUCAACAGCAGCAGCAGCAGCAUCAGCAGAUGCGGCAGAAGGAUCACCAGCAGCAGUCGAAGGAUCACCAGCAGCAGCAGCAGCAGCAACCACACAAGAGAGCCCAUUCAAAGUCACCGCAGCCGCAACAACAGCAGCCGCUGCAGCAGCAACGUCAACAACAACAUUCACCCGCUCCUGGCCAGAAAUUGCUAAGCGAGAAAUCGGAUUACUCGAUAUCCGUCUGAGACAUUGGUAAGAUCUGAUCGCAUGAUCAGCAUCUAGGAUGAGACAGGGCCGGCAGGCCCAGGCCCAAGCCCAGCAGGCCGCCCGAUGGCCAAAAGUCUCAGCGAAAUCGAAAUUGAGCAGCCUCCCCUUUUGUACAUUUUUGUAAUGCAUUUGUUACCUUGCCACCAAGCCCUCGCCCCAGUAUCUCCACUAUAUCCCCCCUUUUGGAAGAGCCCCGAGAUCCAGUAAAAAACCUCCUGAGAAACACUAAGUAAACUUUCGGACAAUCAGUAUCAAAAUUUUGCACCAACCAUCCAUGAAACCAUAACCAAAACCAUGACCAUACCCACAGCCAAAACCAAAAGCAAAACCAAACCAAAGCAUACCGAAUCAAACACUUCCCAUUAUAAACUCCUGCCCGUAUUUAUAGAGGUCAUACUAUAUCUAAGUAUUAACGAUUGUGCAUGCUACUAUACACAUAGUUAUAGUAUAUAUAUAUUAUGAAUGGCAUGUGUCCAGAGACAGAACCCAGGUCAGUUGUCGAACUUCCAGAAAUGUUGUAUGUACAUAUACUAACGUAGUCUCUUAAGUAUCCAUAACGACUAAUCACUCGAAACUGUAACUCAAACUACUAACUGCAAAGCUAUCGAAUACUAUCGUAUCGUAUCGAACUCGAACUCGAACUCGAACUGUUUUUCCCACAUAUGUCUAGGGAGUGAAGGAGGGUCUUAUAUGUCCCGAUUUGUAAUGAGUGUAUCUGGGCUAUAGCUACUCCUAAAGUAGUCCUGUAAGUUUCGGUUUUGUAGUGCUCUCCCGAUGAAGCGAUGAAACGAGGAAUUUAAUCUUGAAAUUUCAACUAAACCAAACACUCAGAUAUACAUAUAUGCUGUGUACAAAUUUAUAUGAAUGUAUAUUUAUAUUAUGUGUAUGUGUGCGUGUCUACGUUAUGAGACGGUGGUGUGCUCAUGUAUAUAGGCUAUAUAUACCGAUACUCGAGAUAUAUACAAUCGAAGAAUACUCUCUAUACAUCUAGUUGUUAGCGAAUCCAAGUACAGGUAGAGUAUCAGAGUAUAUUUUGUAAAUAAUCAAAAAGUGAACCCCAAAAGGACUGACAAUGAUGCAUGACUCCACUGAGAAAAAUCACACAGAAGCAGAAGCAAAAACAAAAACAAAAAUAGAAACCAAGUAAAGCCACAAUGAAAAUGUUAACUAAAUAUAUUCGAUAUAGCCGAUGUACACACACUCGAAUAUGUCGCCAGCUGAAUUUGAAUUCAAUGCAGUAUUCAUAGAAAAUAUGACAUGAUAUCGCCAGUAUCCACACAUUAGUGUUUCUAUUACAAUAAGCUGUCGUCUCAUUCGUCGAUACAGAGUUGUAGAUAAAUGUUUUUAAAAGCGAAUUAAACGAUAGGAGAAUCAAAUACAAGUCGUAAUCAAAUUUCGAAAUAUUACCAAUCAAGCAGCAGCAGC
Molecule: messenger RNA, 7987 nt
Organism: Drosophila kikkawai
Lineage: Eukaryota; Metazoa; Arthropoda; Insecta; Diptera; Drosophilidae
Gene: Dscam2
Product: Down syndrome cell adhesion molecule 2
Biological process (GO): axon guidance; dendrite self-avoidance; homophilic cell-cell adhesion
Cellular component (GO): plasma membrane; axon
Molecular function (GO): cell-cell adhesion mediator activity
Source: RefSeq, a predicted model, not a curated record